This is a messenger RNA of Oncorhynchus nerka (sockeye salmon), 2725 nucleotides long. RefSeq names its product gelsolin-like. Gene Ontology annotation, molecular function: phosphatidylinositol-4,5-bisphosphate binding; actin filament binding. The record is from RefSeq and is a predicted model, not a curated record. The transcript is spliced from 17 exons. Gene Ontology annotation, biological process: actin filament severing; actin polymerization or depolymerization; cell projection assembly. The coding region runs from base 116 to 2278 and encodes 720 amino acids. Gene Ontology annotation, cellular component: cytoplasm; actin cytoskeleton. NCBI's taxonomy places the organism in Eukaryota, Metazoa, Chordata, Actinopteri, Salmoniformes, Salmonidae.
ACUCAACAAGCAAUGAACAGGCGUUUUAAGAAGUUGUAUUCGCGUCCACAUCUGUUUCUGCUCACUUAGCACCCAUUGUCUCAUUUUCCAUUACACAUCUGUCAAACCAGCUGUCAUGGUGUCACACAAGGAGUUUGAGACUGCAGGGAAGGAGAAAGGGCUGCAGGUGUGGCGUAUUGAGAACAUGGACCUGAAGCCUGUCCCCAAGGCCCUGCACGGCAACUUCUACACAGGAGAUGCCUAUCUGCUCCUCUACACAACUGCAGCUCCCUCCUACUACAUACACAUGUGGAUGGGGGAUGAGUGUUCUCAGGAUGAGAGAGGAGCGGCGGCCAUCUUUGCCACCCAGCUGGAUGACUUCCUGGGCGGAGGGCCGGUCCAGUUCAGAGAGGUCCAGAACAACGAGUCCAUCACCUUCUUGGGCUACUUUAAGUCUGGCAUCAAAUACAAGCAAGGGGGCGUGGCUUCAGGCUUCCAGCACGUUGUGACCAAUGACAUGAGUGUGAAGCGCUUGUUGCACAUCAAGGGGAGGCGGACCAUCCGGGCCACGGAGGUGGUACUGUCCUGGGCUAGCUUCAACCAGGGAGACUGCUUUAUCGUGGACCUGGGCAAGGAUAUCUACCAGUGGUGUGGCAGUGAGAGUAACCGCUUCGAGAGACUGAAGGCCUCCCAGGUGGCCAUCGACAUCAGGGACAACGAGAGGAACGGCAGGGCCAAGCUCCACAUGGUGGAGGAUGGUGCUGAGCCACAGGAACUCACUGAGGCUCUGGGGCCCAAACCCAGUAUCCCCCCUGGCACCCCUGAUGAUGAGAAGGUGGACACCUCCAACAGGAAGAAGGGUGCCCUCUACAUGAUCUCCGAUGCCUCUGGCUCUAUGAAGUCGUCGGUGGUGGCCUCGUCCAGCCCCUUCAAACAGGCCAUGCUGACUGCCGAGGAGUGCUACAUCCUGGACAACGGAGUGGACAAGAACGUCUUCGUAUGGAAAGGACCCAAGGCCAAUGCAGCCGAGCGCAAAGCAGCCAUGUCAGCAGCCCAGCAGUUCAUCAAAGAGAAGGGCUACUCUGACAAGACACAGAUCCAGGUACUACCAGCAGGAGGUGAGACCACUCUGUUCAAGCAGUUCUUCAGUGACUGGAAGGACAAGGACCAGACCACGGGCCCCAGUAAGGCCUACACCAUCGGCCGCAUCGCCAAGGUGGAGCAAGUGCCUUUCGACGCCUCCACCCUCCACUCCAACAACAACAUGGCCGCCCAGCACAACAUGGUGGACGACGGCAAGGGCAAAGUCCAGAUCUGGCGUGUUGAGGAUGGUGAUAAGGUGGCUGUGGAUCCCUCCUCUUAUGGCCAGUUCUACGGAGGAGACUGUUACCUCAUCCUUUACAGCUACAGGCUGGGAGGCAGGGAGCAGCACAUCAUCUACACCUGGCAGGGGCUGAAGUGCACCCAGGAUGAGCUGGCAGCCUCUGCCUUCCUCACGGUGAAGCUGGAUGACUCUAUGGGAGGAGCCCCUGUUCAGGUGCGUGUGACCCAGGGCCAGGAACCCCCCCACCUGAUGAGCCUGUUCCAGGGCAAGCCCAUGAUGGUCCAUAAUGGAGGGACGUCCCGUAAAGGAGGACAGUCGGGUACUGGCAGCACCCGCCUCUUCCACAUUCGUCAAUCCUCCACCCGCGCUACACGAGCUGUAGAGGUAGAGCCCUCUGCCUCCUUCCUGAACACCAAUGACGUGUUUGUGCUCAAAUCUCCCACCGCCAUGUUUGUGUGGAGAGGGGUGGGUGCCAGUGAGGAGGAAAUGGCCGCCGCCAAGCACGUUGUGGGUUUCCUGGGUGGCAGUGGCAGUAAUGUGUCUGAGGGCAAGGAGCCAGCUGGGUUCUGGUCUGCCCUGGGAGGGAAGAAGGAGUACCAGACUUCCAAGAGUCUGCAGAACAUGGUCAAACCUCCACGCCUGUUUGGCUGCUCCAACAAGACCGGAUGCCUCAGUGUGGAAGAGGUUCCUGGAGACUUCCAACAGACUGACCUGGCCACUGAUGAUGUCAUGUUGCUGGACACCUGGGACCAGAUCUUCCUCUGGAUCGGCAAUGAAGCAAAUGCAGAAGAGAGAACUGGAGCACCCAAAAUAGCUAAGGACUAUGUGGACUCAGACCCCUCUGGACGCAGAGGACUGUCCAUCACCACCAUCAAACAAGGGGCUGAACCCCCAACCUUCACUGGCUGGUUCCAGGCGUGGGACCCCAAAAUGUGGGAAACAGACCCUCUGAAGAUAAUCCAUGCCCGCUUCUAAAUGCCAAACUCCACCCCCUUACCUAUCUGGCACUUACACAUGUCAUUCCCCCGCCCUGCUCUUUGGAUCAGAGUACCAGUAUAACACCCUGGACUGUUAUUUUAAUUAGACUUGUUUUUAUGCCAUAGCGUUGUCUCUUUUAGACUCCUACGAAACAUUCACCUAGCAUGCCUUUUUUUAUCUGCUGUUGGAGCAGAGAAAAACCUUAUCUUUUGGAGCCUGUUUAUUCCAGUAGUCUAUUGAAUCCAACGGGUAUUUGGUUAUACUUUGUGAAGUCAUGAUAUGUGAUUACCAUUGAGACUUAGGUCUCAUUUGAAAGCAUGCUGCAUUUUAACUCUCUGCCGGAGAAAUAUGUCUGCUCUUCUUCUUUUUUUACAUUACUUUCGAUGAUUCUGAAAUGGUAUUAUGGAUGGCUUUUUCAAUAAAUUCCUAGUAUUUGUAGAGGAA